Puccinia graminis f. sp. tritici CRL 75-36-700-3 is the source of this 5219-nucleotide messenger RNA. RefSeq lists its product as uncharacterized. The record is from RefSeq and is a predicted model, not a curated record. Gene Ontology annotation, cellular component: cytoplasm. Gene Ontology annotation, biological process: aromatic amino acid biosynthetic process; chorismate biosynthetic process. The transcript is spliced from 6 exons. NCBI's taxonomy places the organism in Eukaryota, Fungi, Basidiomycota, Pucciniomycetes, Pucciniales, Pucciniaceae. Bases 1 to 4863 code for a protein of 1620 amino acids. Gene Ontology annotation, molecular function: 3-dehydroquinate dehydratase activity; 3-dehydroquinate synthase activity; shikimate 3-dehydrogenase (NADP+) activity.
AUGGCCCAUUCGGUUUGUGACGUCCAGACAGUCUCGAUCCUAGGGAAACCUUCGAUCCGGCUCGGCUACCACCUUGCCCCUUAUAUCGCCCAUACCGUACUCACCGAACUGCAUUCUUCGACCUAUGUCCUCAUCACCGACAGCAACGUUUCCCCACGACAUGUGCCCGCACUCAAAGCUGCUUUCGAGAACCAACUGCCCAAGUCUGCCCGUCUGCUCACUUACAUCCUUCCACCCGGCGAACAGAGCAAAUCUCGAGAGAUGAAGGCCGUCCUCGAGGAUUGGCUACUCGAUCACCGUUGCACCCGGGAUACCGUCGUUCUAGCUCUAGGCGGUGGUGUGAUCGGCGAUCUGAUCGGUUUCGUCAGUGCUACGUUUAUGCGUGGGAUCAGGUUUUGUCAAAUACCUACCACCCUUUUGGCCAUGGUCGAUUCCUCUGUUGGGGGCAAAACUGCAAUUGAUACCCCACUCGGCAAGAAUUUGGUCGGCGCAUUUUGGCAGCCAUCCUUCAUCUUUAUCGAUGCGUCCUAUCUGGAAACCUUACCCGAGCGAGAAUUCGUGAAUGGUAUGGCGGAAAUGAUCAAAACUGCUGCAAUCUGGGAUGAAUCACAAUUCGAAAAUUGGAAUCCAACUCGCUCUCAAGCACAGAAAUUACUACUCCAAGUCAUUGCCGAUUCGGUGGGCGUCAAGUCAGAAGUGGUCACGAAAGAUGAAAAGGAGACUGGACUCCGAAAUCUGGUCAAUUUCGGACACACGAUCGGCCAUGCUAUCGAAGCUGUAUUGACUCCUGCGAUUCUCCAUGGCGAAUGUGUUUCGAUUGGAAUGAUUCUAGAGGCUGAGGUCGCUCGUGCACGCGGCUGUUUAUCCUCAAGCGCUAUUGCCCGUCUAAGCAAAUGUCUCAAGGCCCAUGGCUUACCGGUCUCCUUAACUGAUCCCAGAAUCCUCAGCUCACCCAACGCCCCCAAUCUUAAUCUCGACCGACUCUUAGAUCUAAUGAGCGUGGAUAAGAAAAACGAGGGCAAGAUCAAGAAGAUCGUCCUGUUGUCCAGGAUCGGUAAAACCUUUGAAGAGCGGGCCACAGGUGUUGAAGAUAGCCUCAUCAGACGAGUCUUAGCUCCAGCGGUCCGAGUCCAUCCAGGGCCACCCCCAGCCAACAUCAAGGAAGUCACCCUCCGAACACCGGGGAGCAAGUCGAUCUCCAAUCGUGCAUUGAUCCUUGCCGCUUUGGGACAUGGAACCUGUCGUCUCAAAAAUCUCUUGCAUUCGGAUGAUACUCAGGUCAUGAUCAAUGCACUCGAAGAAAUGAAAGGCGCUAGUUUCUCCUGGGAAGAUAACGGUGCCACACUUGUGGUUUCUGGUGGGGCUGGUAAGCUCUCGUCACCCGCGAAUGGGAAACAUGUGUAUCUCGGUAAUGCAGGCACUGCUGCAAGAUUUUUGACGACCGUCUGCUCACUUGUCAAAUCUCAAGUUUCGAAUCAAAGCUCAACAGUAAUCACCGGAAAUGCAAGGAUGCAAGAACGUCCUAUCGGACCCCUUGUGGACGCUCUCCGUACUAAUGGGGUUCAGAUUGAUUAUCUGCGCAACGAAGGCUGCCUGCCUCUUCGAAUAAGUCCUGAGGAUGGCUUCCCCGGUGGAAUGAUCGAAUUAGCGGCCUCCGUGUCAUCCCAAUACGUUUCCUCAGUCUUGCUCUCAGCCCCUUUCGCCCAAGCUCCCGUGACGCUCUCUUUGGUCGGAGGUACUGUGAUCUCACAGCCAUACAUUGAUAUUACGAUUUCCAUGAUGUCUACUUUUGGAAUACAAGUCGAGCGUCUCAACAAUCCAGCUACUGGGCUUCCUUCAAACACUUAUCGGAUACCCAACGGUACUUACAAGAACCCCCCGGUUUAUGAGAUCGAGAGUGACGCAAGUAGUGCAACAUACCCGCUGGCCAUGGCCGCCUUGAACGGUCUUAGUAUCACUUUGGAAACUAUUGGCUCUGGAUCCCUUCAAGGCGACGCUCAAUUUGCCAAGAAGGUGCUGGAGCCUAUGGGAUGUCAGGUGAUUCAGACGGAAAGAGAGACAAAGGUUAUCGGACCCAGCACUGUCUCCGAAUUACGACAACUUGGGGAAAUCGACAUGGAGGAGAUGACCGAUGCUUUCCUGACUGCUUGUGUUGUACUUGGUGUUGCGGUUCAGCCCUCGGAAAAAGAGCAAAAAAUGUCCACCAGGAUCAUUGGAAUUGCCAAUCAGCGAGUCAAGGAAUGCAAUCGAAUCGCAGCCAUGGUGGCCGAAUUAGGCAAGAUGGGUAUUCAUGCUCAGGAGCUUGAAGAUGGGAUCGAGGUGUUUGGCACACCGGUCGAUGCGCUAGCCAAACGUGGCGAUCAAGUCCGUAUCAAUUGUUAUGAUGACCAUCGAAUUGCGAUGGCCUUUAGUGUCCUGGGAACGGUCCCUGGCGGUAAAGGCUUGAUCCUCAACGAAAAACGGUGUGUCGAGAAAACGUGGCCCAGCUGGUGGGAUGAUCUUUCGACCAAACUGGGUAUUCAGCUCGAUGGAGUCCCUGCUCAUGAGAAGCUAACUAAUACGACUUCGGCAGUCGCAUGGGAAGCUAAGAAACCAGAAACUCCAUCCAUUCUGUUGUGCGGAAUGAGAGGAUCGGGUAAAUCUUUCUCGGGUCAAGUGGCAGCCAGCACUUUAGGCUGGCCGCUAAUCGACACGGACUUGUACUUUCAAGAAAAGUGUGGCUGCUCGAUUCGUGAAUUCAUUCAAAAGAAUGAUUGGUCGCACUUCCGAGAAGAAGAGUGCGCUGUACUCAAAGAGAUCCUGAAGGAGUUUCCUUCUCGUCAUGUUAUCUCACUCGGUGGAGGAAUCGUUGAAACCGAGAAAGGGAGGAAGAUGUUGAUGGAUUACGCCAACUCAAAAGGCCCGGUGGUUGAGAUCAUCAGACCGGUGGAAGAAGUGAUUGCAUACCUCAACGAAGAUGGCAAUCGACCCAGUCUUGGCGAAUCAAUCGAACAAAUUUGGGCACGUCGAGAACCUUGGUAUCGACUCUGCUCGAACUCAGAAUAUUUCAACCUCGUUCACCCAACUAUUGAUCAUGCGCUCAUCUCAGAAGUUCAACACGCCAAGCGGGCUAUGCGACAGUUCUUCCGGUUCAUCACUGGCGUUGACACAAACCAUGUCUUACUUGAUCCCCCAGUACCCCGGAACACCCAUUUCCUUUGCCUCACAUUCCCUUCCUUGAGCCCUUGUCGAGAAGAAGACAAGAACAUCCUUGACCGCUUCGAAGAGCUUACCGUUGGAUGUGAUGCAGUAGAGUUGAGGGUAGACCUUCUAUCGACAUCUGGCAAAGCACCUACCAGCCCAUCCAUUCCGCCAACUGAAUUUGUGGUCAAGCAGGUUGCAGCAUUACGCAGACUAACCACUCUGCCGAUCAUCUAUACGGUUCGAACGUGCUCCCAGGGCGGGAUGUUUCCGGAUGGCCAACCGGAGGAAUGGUGUAAAUUGGCUGCGAUGGGUUUUAGAACUGGUUGUGAGUAUGUGGACAUCGAGUUGGGUCUUUCGCCGGAGCAACAGAAAGCGCUAUGCAGCCAGAAGGGUCAUUCAAAGAUCAUCGCCUCCUACCAUGACUUUUCUGGUCGUUUGAAGUGGGACUCCAGCGAGAUGAUCCAGCGUUAUCACGAGCUGAAGGCCUAUGGUGAUAUGGUCAAGUUGGUCUCCCGGGCAGCCGAUGGAUUGGAAGAUAACCUGGCCAUGCUCGAGUUUAGGAAGAAACACGCGACUCUUCAAAAGGACCGACAGUCACUGAUCACCAUCAACAUGGGAAGAUCCGGACAGAUGUCUCGGAUUCUGUCUCCGGUUCUAAGUCCAACCACUCACCCAUUAUUGCCCGGUCCCCCAGCUGCACCCGGACAACUAUCCUUCCGCCAGAUCCAAACGGCCCAGGGACUGUUGGGACAGAUCAUCCCGAAACAGUUUUGGUUAUUUGGAGCUCCAAUCGGUCAAUCCCGCUCACCCUUGAUCCAUGGAACUGGUUUUGAUACCCUUGGUCUUGAAGGUUAUCGGUACCAGAAGUGUGAGACCAGCUCGGUGACUGACAGUACUGUCUUGGAGAAAAUCCAUGCGAGCGACUUUGGAGGGGCCUCGGUUACGAUCCCGCUCAAGGUGGAGAUUAUCAAGUAUCUCGAUCAAUUAACACCCGAUGCUCAAGCCGUUGGUGCAGUCAAUACGAUUGUUCCGGUCUCUCAACGCAAUGGGAAGAUCAAGCUGCUAGGAGCUAAUACCGAUUGGGAAGCGAUCAAGACGAAGAUCGAGGCUAAUCUACCGGCACAACAAGCAUUAGGAUUGAUCACUCCCAGUCAAUUAGUCAGGGCAGCAGGCGUGGUCAUUGGUGCGGGGGGCACAGCUCGCGCAGCGGUCUAUGCACUGCAUUCACUUGGGUAUGAGCAGAUCUAUAUCCACAACCGGACGCGAUCCAAAGCAGAAGAGGUUGCGAAGGCGUUCCCGAGUUAUUUUGGGAUCCGGGUGAUUGACAGUCUUGGGUUCCUGUGUUCAGGGGAAGAAGGGGUAUGGCAACCUUCAGCCAUCGUCUCAGCUGUGCCGGCCCAGGCAACCCGUCUGUCAGACGACCCGCCCUCCGACAGACUUGAGAUCCCCCGCGGCCUCUUCGACAGACCCGGCGGUGGGGUGGUGAUCGAGAUGAGCUACUCUCUUGGGAAGGACUCGCCGCUCUUGAGAGCCGUCCAGGAUCUCGUCGGCUGGAAAUCUGUCGAUGGACUCGAGCUCUUGGUCGAACAGGGCGCAAGACAGUUUCAGCUCUGGACUGGAAAACACCUCUCAAUGAAGAUCGUCUCUCAAGCCGUCUAUCAGGAGGCUUCUUCUGAUUAGUUUUCUUGCUUCUUUGUUCCUCUCUUCCUCUGCCUGCUCAAUUUUUUUUGUUUUCUCAUUCUUAUGUUUCUCCUUUUCUUGCAAAAAAAAAUAGCUUAUUGAAAUAGAGUUUCCAUCCUUUUGCUUUGGUUAUUUUCUUGUGUUUCCUUUCCAUUUCUGUUUGAUAUUCAUUUUCAUUUUCAUUUUCAUUUUCUUGAUGGUUUGUUAUGAAUUCAUGUGGUUGUUGGCCAAAAACAACCACUUAAUAAUGUCAGAAAAAAAAAGAACAGCUUAGCACAUGAUAUCAACAUUUGAAAGUUAGGAUCAGACCAUGUUUUUGUGAUUGAUCAUUUAAUAACAAUAUCUGGGCAGUGUUA